This is a messenger RNA of Phytophthora infestans T30-4, 1424 nucleotides long. Its product is annotated as carbonic anhydrase, putative. Bases 48 to 1424 code for a protein of 458 amino acids. The record is from RefSeq and is a predicted model, not a curated record. NCBI's taxonomy places the organism in Eukaryota, Oomycota, Peronosporomycetes, Peronosporales, Peronosporaceae. The transcript is spliced from 11 exons. Gene Ontology annotation, molecular function: zinc ion binding; carbonate dehydratase activity.
CUCAACGCAACAACUUGCCUUCUCCGAUCCGUUUGCGUUCCGACAAAAUGAAGUUCAUCGCCACCGUCGCCGCUGCUGCCGCUGCCUGCGCUCUCACGGUCUCCGCUGACGUUUCCACUGGUCCCGUGUGGGGCUACCGUGCCAACGACGCCAGCAUGGUGAACACCGACAAGUGGGCCGAUAGCUGGGCUGCCUGCGGUGGCAAGCGUCAGUCGCCCAUUGACAUCGUCACGUCAGCCAAGCCUGGCAAGGGUAAGGCGAACCCGCUCAGCUUCACCGGACGCUGUCCCACGUACAACCUGACUGCGCCCGCCGAGCCUCUGGAGGUCGACGUUGUUGGAGGCAACUGUGCUGUCUCGGUUAGCGAUGCCUCGUUCAACUUGGCCCAAUUCCACCUGCACGCUCCCUCGGAGCACACUCUGAACGGCAAGCCUCUCGACGGUGAAAUCCACUUCGUGCACGCGUCUGCCGAUGGCAAGGCUCUUCUGGUGGUGGGUAUCUUCCUUGAGGUCGGCCCCAAGUCGGACCCGUGGCUGGGCCCUGUGCUUGACGCUCUUGAGCACGUCAACUCGACUGACGAACGCUCUGCUGCAGUUGUGGUGCAACUGAAAUCGUACUCAACGAUGGUUCGUCAGGCGUGCAGAACCGGAGGCAUCUACAACUACCCUGGCAGUCUUACGACGCCUGGCUGCGGUGAAAAUGCCGACUGGUGGGUCGUACAGAACACGAUCAAGAUCUCGUCGGUCGACUUCGGCCGUCUUCACCAGGACCUGGUUGAGUACCACAUCACGGACAACGGCAACAACGCUCGCCCGGUUCAGCCUCUAAACGGCCAUCUCGACUGUAGUGAAACCAAUUUGAUAGGCAAAGGCCUCGGUGCUGCCGCACGCAAUGGCUUUCCAAGCGAGAUGGAGAGGACUAAAGAAGGCCGUAUAGCACCGAAGAAGCCUACCGGAUGGUUAGUCGACUUCGCGUACCUAAAACCUGGGAAUCCCAAGACAGACAAGCGCGGAGAGGACUUUCUUAUCAAAGAAAAGGAACUAAUGCGGUUUCUCGACAAAGCUGACCUCGACAUUCGUAACGCAUGUGGUGGUAAUCAGCAGCAAGACACAUCAGCCGAUGCCGAGCUCAUGUUUUCAAAAGGACGUGGCACGUUAAGAUGGAGCUCCGACAACGACAGUGUCAACAGCCCCUGGCGUAAUGGUGCCCUUCUACCGAAGACCGCUCAGAAGAGAAACAUCCGUGGGCGUGUGCCGGCGAAGGAGUCACUGAACGCGGAAGUGUGUGAAGAGGGAGCAGCAAGCCCAGCGACGCACCAACGGACGAUAUAUCACCUCAGUAAGAACGUGCGCGAGCGUCCGAGACCUCUAGCCAUCAAGCUAUUUAUGCGACGCUUCUGGCUAUGGCGUGUCGGCAUUCACUGA